AUGAUCAUUCAUCAAACUCAAAUUUUGAGCGAACUUUCGGAAGGAAGUCAACGACCAGCGCUCCUUGUUUUGCUCCUUUCUUUGACUGCCGAGCGUCAACCAUUCAAGCUGCGUUACUCCGUCUUCUACGCUUUCCUUUCUUACCUACAUGAUAACGAAUUCGGAAAAACAAAAUUUGUAGAGACUCUUCUUCCGGCAGCUCAUGCACUCACUUUCAACUGGCAUCUGUUCAAUCUUGGUUUGGAGCCGUGUGACUUUUGCAUUGCCUUCUUGAUG
Messenger RNA from Mesorhabditis belari, 276 nucleotides. NCBI's taxonomy places the organism in Eukaryota, Metazoa, Nematoda, Chromadorea, Rhabditida, Rhabditidae. The record is from the annotation of a GenBank genome assembly.